CUGCAGGUUGUAAAAAUUAAAAUGAACAAACUACGUCAAAGUUUUAGGAGAAAGAAAGAUGCGUAUGUUCCGGAGGCCAGCCGCCCACACCAGUGGCAGACAGACGAAGAAGGGGUUCGCACUGGAAAAUGUAGCUUCCCAGUUAAGUACCUUGGCCAUGUAGAAGUGGAUGAGUCGAGAGGAAUGCACAUCUGUGAAGAAGCUGUGAAAAGACUGAAAGCUGAAAGGAAGUUCUUCAAAGGCUUCUUUGGAAAAACUGGAAAGAAAGCAGUGAAGGCGGUCCUGUGGGUGUCAGCAGAUGGACUCCGAGUUGUGGAUGAGAAAACUAAGGACCUCAUAGUUGACCAGACAAUAGAGAAAGUUUCUUUCUGUGCCCCCGAUAGGAACUUUGACAGAGCUUUCUCUUACAUAUGUCGUGACGGCACCACUCGGCGCUGGAUCUGCCACUGUUUCAUGGCUGUCAAAGACACGGGUGAAAGGCUGAGCCAUGCAGUUGGCUGUGCCUUCGCAGCCUGUCUGGAGCGUAAGCAGAAGCGGGAGAAGGAGUGUGGGGUGACUGCUACUUUUGAUGCCAGCCGGACGACUUUCACAAGAGAAGGAUCCUUCCGUGUCACAACUGCCACAGAACAAGCAGAGAGAGAGGAGAUUAUGAAACAAAUGCAAGAUGCCAAGAAAGAGACAGAUAAGACAGUUGCUGGCGCGCCGGUGGCCCCCGGCAACACCACCCUGUCCCCGUCCUCUCCUGCUUCGCCCGCUGCGGACACCACCGCCUCUUCGGAGAUGAACAACCCUCACGCCAUUCCACGCCGCCACGCGCCCAUCGAGCAGCUCGCUCGCCAGGGCUCUUUCCGAGGAUUUCCUGCUCUCAGCCAGAAGAUGUCACCCUUCAAACGGCAGCUGUCCCUACGCAUCAACGAGCUGCCUUCCACGAUGCAGAGGAAGACUGACUUCCCCAUUAAAAACACAGUGCCGGAGGUGGAAGGAGAAGCAGAAAGCAUCAGCUCCCUGUGCUCGCAGAUCACCAGUGCCUUCAGCACGCCCGCCGAGGACCCCUUCUCCUCCGCCCCGAUGACCAAGCCCGUGACGGCGGUGGCACCGCAGUCUCCUGCCUUCCCAGCUAAUGGCACUGACUCAGCCUUCCAUGUGCUUGCUGCUAAGCCAGCCCACACUGCUCUAGCACCUGUAGCAAUGCCUGUGCGUGAAACCAACCCUUGGGCCCAUGCCCCUGAUGCUGCUAACAAGGAAAUUGCAGCCGCACAUCCGGGCACUGAGCGGGGCCCACCCUCUCCGGAGCUCCAGGCUGGCCACAGACGCACUCCCUCGGAGGCUGACCGCUGGCUAGAAGAAGUGUCCAAGAGCGUCCGGGCCCAGCAGCCGCCGGCCCCCGCUGCCCCGCUGCAGCCAGCCCUGCAGCCGCCUCCCCCUGCGGCCGUCUCCCAGCCAGCGCCGCUUUUCCAAGGGAGUGCGUUCCUCCCCUCGCAGCCUGUGCCAGUGGGUGUGGUCCCGCCCCUGCAGCCUGCCUUCGUCCCUGCCCAGUCCUACCCUGUGGCCAACGGGAUGCCCUACGCAGCCCCCAGCGUGCCUGUGGUGGGCAUCACCCCCUCCCAGAUGGUAGCCAACGUGUUUGGCACUGCAGGCCAUUCUCAGGUCUCUCACCCCCAGCAGUCACCCAGCCUGGUCAAGCAGCAGACGUUCCCUCAGUACGACACAAGCAGUGCUACUGCCAGUCCCUUCUUUAAGCCUCCUGCCCAGCACCUCAACGGUUCUGCAGCGUUCAACGGUGUGGCCGACGGCAGGGUGGCCUCAGGAGACAAGCACGCCGAGCUUCCCGCGGGCGCCGGCCCGGUGGAUCCUUUCGAAGCCCAGUGGGCUGCAUUAGAAAGUAAGGCCAAGCAGCGCACUAACCCCUCCCCUACCAACCCUUUCUCCAGGGACUUACAGAAGACGUUUGAAAUCGAACUUUAAGCAAUCUCUAUAGCCUGUGUGUCUUGUCUGUGCUUAGGCAGGGGGUGGAGGUCAAAGGGGGCCUGUCUUCCCGCUCAGUACACUUUUCACUAAUCCCCAAGGUCCCAAGGAACAGGUCCAGGCACAGCGUGCAGGAAGGGCUGGCUGGAGAAGGCUGCGGGGCACGCCGCUGCUGGCCGACAGCGUCUCACAGCUAGGCUCCGGAGUCAGGCCGCCUUGCCCACCUUCCCCUUCCUCCCUCGCCCUCACGCAAAUCUCUGGCCACAGCGAGGCAGAAGUAUCUGAACAGGAAUCUAUUCAAAGCACAUUUACUGGAAUAUAAAACACACCCGGAAGCAAAACUCCCUUUAUUUUUGAGGCCGUUCGCCUGGCUCCGCCCGGUACCGGCCUUCACACCCGCCGGAGAGAGCGCUUUGAGCUCGGGCUGGGAGGAGGGGCAGGCGGCGUGCCUGGCAGGCGCAGAAGCAGCUGCCCAGUCGGGCUAUUUCCGGGGUGUGAAAGGCGAGCUUCCAUUUUGAGUAACAGAAUAAAUAUAUAUAUCAAAAGCCAAAAUCUUUAUUUUUAUGCAUCUAGAAUAUUUUAAAUAGUUCUCAAUAUUAAAAAGUUGUAAGUAAUCUUGCCAAAAGGGGUUAUUUGUAAGAAACUGUACGUAAGAUUGAUCCCCGAUGCCUACUGAGUGGAGAGGGGUGGGCGUUGCAGGCGCGGUCCCGAGCUUGUCUGCUGUCGUCGUGAGUAGCGCGUUGCACCAACAAUCAUGCUUCUGACCGUCACUAGGUUGUAGUUUUAAAUUAAAAAAUGAAAGCAGUAUUGUCCUGGUUUUAAACCUUUGAUGAAAUUCUAAUGCCACUGUACUGGAAUCAAUCUGUGCUCUGUAGAGACUAUGUAUUAUCGUUUAUGUAUCAUUGGAAUUUCCUUUUAACCCUUUAACACUAAGAUGACAGUGAAUCUGCACAGAAGGGAACCCGGGUUACCGUGUCGCUCUGUAACUGGCUCUUGUCCUUUAAACUUUGUCCCACAGUCUGUGGGGACGAGGGUCCGGUUGUCAGCUUUGUGCGCCCCGCCCGCCGCCCCCUCGGUGAGCCUGUCCCGUCGACCUCGGGUGACGUGAGACCCCGUCUCAUUUUUACUUUUGAACGUUGGCCUUACAAUCAAAUGUAAGUUAUAUAUAUAUAUUUGUACUGAUGAGAAUUUAUAAUCUGCUUUAACAAAAAUAAACGUUCAUGGUAGAAGCUUU
Molecule: messenger RNA, 3199 nt
Organism: Chinchilla lanigera (long-tailed chinchilla)
Lineage: Eukaryota; Metazoa; Chordata; Mammalia; Rodentia; Chinchillidae
Gene: Numb
Product: numb homolog (Drosophila)
Exons: 10
Coding region: 22-1965 (647 amino acids)
Molecular function (GO): cadherin binding
Source: RefSeq, a predicted model, not a curated record